CACUGUCCUCUCCACCACAUGACGGCGCCACCCUCCUCGUUCGCCUGCACUUUCAGCACGCCCAGUCAUUUCUUGGACCGUUCCCUCUCCAGUCGAGCCACACUUGCUCCAUCCCUCUUUCUCCCUAGCCCCUGAAAUCCACGUCCACUCCACUCGAGGACCGUCGCGAGCCCGAGGUAUCGAGCGCGGGACACCAUGGCGGACAGCGCGAGCGAGAGCGACACGGAUGGCGCGGGCAGCAGCAGCAGCUCCGCCACCCCGCAGUCCUCGGCGGCCGCCUCCAACACCACUACGACCACAACGAACGCCGCCACCAAAGCCCAGGGCGUCGUGAUCUCGCAGUCCCGCCUGGAGGAGCUGACAAACCGGCUCGCGUCGCUGCAGCAGGAGAACAAAGUGCUGAAGAUCGAGCUGGAGACGUUCAAGCUGAAGUGCAAGGCGCUGCAGGAGGAGAACCGCGACCUGCGCAAAGCUAGCGUCACCAUCCAAGCGCGUGCAGAACAAGAAGAGGAGUUCAUCUCCAACACUUUGUUUAAGAAGAUUCAGGCUCUGCAAAAGGAGAAAGAGACACUCGCUGUCAACUAUGAGAAAGAAGAGGAGUUCCUUACCAAUGACUUGUCCAGGAAGCUCAUGCAGCUUCAGCAUGAAAAGGCAGAGUUGGAGCAGCAUUUGGAGCAAGAGCAGGAAUUCCAGGUCAAUAAACUGAUGAAGAAGAUCAAAAAACUGGAGAAUGACACCAUCUCCAAACAGCUCACUCUAGAGCAGCUCCGACGUGAGAAGAUUGAUCUGGAAAACACUCUGGAACAAGAGCAGGAGGCACUAGUCAACCGGCUUUGGAAGCGCAUGGACAAACUCGAGGCAGAGAAAAGGAUUCUGCAGGAGAAGCUUGACCAGCCAGUGUCAGCCCCGCCCUCUCCACGUGAAGUUUCCAUGGAGAUUGACUCUCCGGAGAACAUGAUGCGGCACAUCCGCUUCCUCAAGAGUGAAGUGGAGAGGCUCAAACGCAGCCUCCGCACUACAGAGCUCCAGCACACAGAGAAGCGGGCUCAAUAUAUUGAGGAGGAAAGGCAGAUGAGGGAAGAGAACAUUCGUCUACAGAGGAAACUCCAGAGAGAAAUGGAGAGAAGGGAGGCACUGUGUAGACAGCUGUCAGAGAGUGAGAGCAGCCUUGAGAUGGACGAUGAGAGAUAUUUUAAUGAGAUGUCUGCUCAGGGACUGAGAGCUCGUACGGUGUCCAGCCCAAUCCCCUACACCCCGUCUCCCUCCUCCAGCCGCCCCAUCUCCCCUGGUUUGUCGUACGCAAGUCACACGGUUGGUUUCACCCCUCCGGCCACGCUGAGCCGAGCACCACUCCCCCACUACACAUCUCCCGGGCUACACAUCCACCCAGGACCCUCACACGCUGUACAGAGGCCAUCCCCAAGGAGAAGCACCAGCCCAGAUAAGUUUAAGCGUCCGACGCCGCCUCCCUCCCCAAACACACACUCUGGAGCACAGCACCCUCCUCCACCACCACCACCACCCGCACAGCCGAUGAUGCAGUCCGGCUCCUCCCACUCUGUGACAUCACAGAAUCCCCCCUCUCAGCCUUAAUGCAUGCACCGUGCGCUACCUUAAGCUAGGCUGCUCCAAGCUAGGCUACACUACUACUACAAUGACAACAACUCAGUGAUCCUCCACUGGGCAAAGGUUGGAAGGGAUUGGAACGGAUAUGGAAUUAGAGGACCGUUGAACUGGGGAGCGAAAGGACUAGGAAUGUGAAAAGGGAGAAAGUGUAGAUGCUUGGCCGACUGACAGAUCCAUAACCAGCCCCAUGCCGUUAAAUUUCAUUAUACUUACUGUGUUUUUUUUUUUUAUGUAAAGUGAUCAAGCUGGUUCAGGAAACGAUUAGGAAAGGAUAGGAAGAUUGUUCGAGAGGGUUGUCAGCUGCGUAUGCCUGUUUUUUAAUUUUUUUCCUGCCCCCAUUUAAUCUUAUUUGUUUAAACCGAUUGACUGUUAAAUGUAAUCGAAAUUUUCCAUUUAAUAAACAACUCAACACUCAUUUGGAUAAAUCUUUAUGAGUGCAUCUUCACAGAAGUUGAAAAGAAAUCCCAGCACAUUUGCCGUGGGGGCGGCAGUAGAACUUUUUCUUUUGUUUUAUUGUCUGUCUGUUCGUUUUAGGCCGUUUUUGUUUGUAAAACAGACGUGUGUGUGUGUGUGUGUUUGUGUGGCUCGUUGGCAGUAUGUAGAUGGUAAAGAAGACAGACUGAAAUGUACUGAAACAGCACUUGUUGCCUCUCUGCGUGUGUAUUAUAGUGGGAUUAUAGUGUUUGUGUGUGCGGGUGUUUGUGUGUGUCUGCACAGCCAUAGAGGUUUCCCACGACUGCUGGUCAGGGACCAGUCUCCCUGCUAGAAUCCAAACAUGACCCACUACGAAAACAAAGUCAGUACUGGUUUCUGAUCAGCAGCUCAACCUCUCUCAGAGCCCUCGCUGUAAAGUGAGUGCCCUGAACGCUUAUUCAGAUGGGGAAUUUUGCUUAAUGCCAGUGUCAUAUAACACCUAAACAUGAACCGACAUGUUGAUGCAACAAAACACGGUACUGUUGAACAAUUAACUCAACAUGAUUAAAUGCUUGUACAAAAAAACCUUUGUGUGUGAGAUUU
This is a messenger RNA of Onychostoma macrolepis, 2643 nucleotides long. It is a transcript of the gene ccdc6a, whose product is annotated as coiled-coil domain containing 6a. The record is from RefSeq and is a predicted model, not a curated record. Bases 196 to 1593 code for a protein of 465 amino acids. The transcript has 9 exons. NCBI's taxonomy places the organism in Eukaryota, Metazoa, Chordata, Actinopteri, Cypriniformes, Cyprinidae.